AUGUUGCAAGCAUUGGGAGGCUCUGUGCCUCCAAACACCGAUCAUGCCGUCAGUGUAUCUCUACCAACAUGGAGGGCCAAUGUCGGAUAUGAAGAAGGCGAGGAUUGGGUCAUGAAGAAGAUGGUCUGCGGUUACCCCCGGUUCUUCGUUCAUCCUACGAUCCAGAAGCUCGCUCAAGAGAUUGUUCGCCGCACCGGCGACCCAGACCUCGAAACGGCCACUCUAUUUGCUUCGGCCAAGUCCGCGCGCGUCUGCCAUUCCUUCGUCCUCAGUAAGAUUCCUGCCGACCAGGCGUACAAAGUGCGCAUCGCCAAUUUCAUCCCAUCCCCGCACACCGAGGCCGGAUCAACGGUCACAUCGCCUCUGUCAUGUGUUAUCUAUCCGAAGGAAUAUGCCCCAAUUACCAAACAGGUAUGGCAGCACUCUGGCAGUGGUAUCUCCAGCCGACGUGGUGAGUUCUGCCUGGGAGCCUUGGAGGAUGGCUUUUUGGUGGAAGACAAAGGCACACCAACUGCAGAAUCCAUUUCGCAGCGUCCCUGUAAAGGCCCGCGCAGAUAUCAAAGCAAGACUGACGCUAGGAAGGGCUCCAUCGGCGACUCUCCUCCAAGAGGAAACACCGAAGAUGGUCGAGAUUACGCUCAAUUUAUCGAGGAGCGCUUUGGCCGAAACCUCAGCACUUCACUCGCCAAUCAGGCUAAGCAAGCCGUUCGCAAACGUAUUGCUGGUGUCUUGACGGCCGAUGUGGACCUGCCGGAGGCUCUGGAGGUGACCUCGUCGGAAGGUCGCGUGGCUGGCAUGUCAGAGGAAGAUGUGCUGCUUUACCCAUCGGGCAUGAAUGCUAUCUUCAACGCUCAUCAGACUUUAUUGGCCACCCGAGGGGAACUGCCAUCGAUUUGCUUUGGUUUCCCUUACACAGAUACUCUGAAGAUCCUCCAAAAAUGGGGACCGGGCUGUGUAUUCUACGGCCAUGGUUCAUCGGAGGAUCUCGAUGACCUCGAAUCUCGGCUGAAGUCUGGCGAGCGUUUCCUGGGGCUCUUCACCGAGGCACCGGGGAACCCUCUCCUUAAAACCCCCGAUCUCAAGCGGAUCCGCGCCCUGGCAGAUCAAUAUGGAUUUGCUGUGGUGGUUGAUGAGACCAUCAGUAAUUUCCUCAAUAUCAACAUCCUGCCGUUCGCGGAUAUUGUUGUCAGCAGCUUGACUAAGAUCUUCAGCGGAGACAGCAAUGUUAUGGGAGGAAGUGCAGUUCUCAACCCCAAUGCGCAGUAUUACUCUGCUCUCAAAGAAACUUAUGCCCGGGAGUAUGAAGACAUUUACUGGGCUGAAGAUGCUGUUUUCCUGGAACGAAACAGUCGGGACUUUGUGACUCGCAUUGAACAGAUCAACAUUACCACUGAAAACAUUACGGCCAUGCUGAAGGAUUCACCUCUAGUGAAAGAGGUUUAUUACCCAAAAUACAGUCCCACCAAACCACUUUAUGAUAGCUUCCGUAACCCUAACGGCGGUUAUGGCGGUCUUUUCUCCGUUACCUUCCACUCCAACGCCGAGGCCAUUGCAUUCUACGAUACUUUGGAAGUUCUGAAGGGGCCUAGUCUCGGCACAAACUUCACCUUGAGCUCUCCAUAUGUCCUUCUGGCUCACUACGGUGAAUUGGAUUGGGUACGUAUUCCCCAACCCCCUGUAAGAUUCUUUUUAACGUCAUUUUACCAGGCGAGAUCCUUCGACGUCGACCCAGACCUUGUGCGCAUCAGUGUUGGCCUGGAAGAAGUGCCGGACCUCCGUGCCAGAUUCCAACGGGCCCUGGAUGCGGUACAAAGUACCCAGCAAUAA
Messenger RNA from Penicillium salamii, 1827 nucleotides. NCBI's taxonomy places the organism in Eukaryota, Fungi, Ascomycota, Eurotiomycetes, Eurotiales, Aspergillaceae. The record is from the annotation of a GenBank genome assembly.